GGGGCGGACGGCCGGGGCCAGCAGCCCGUGCCCGGGAGCGGCGGCUCUGAGGGGCGCGGACCUCCCCGCCCGGGCACUGCAGACGCCACCAUGCCGCGCCCGGGUCCCCGCCUGUGGCUGGUCCUGCAGGUGAUGGGCUCGUGCGCCGCCAUCAGCUCCAUGGACAUAGAGCGUCCGGGCGACAGCAAGUGCCAGCCCGUGGAGAUCCCGAUGUGCAAGGACAUCGGCUACAACAUGACCCGCAUGCCCAACCUGAUGGGCCACGAGCAGCAGCGCGAGGCGGCCAUUCAGCUGCACGAGUUCGCGCCGCUGGUGGAGUACGGCUGCCACGGCCACCUCCGCUUCUUCCUGUGCUCGCUGUACGCGCCCAUGUGCACCGAGCAAGUCUCCACCCCCAUCCCCGCCUGCCGGGUCAUGUGCGAGCAGGCCCGGCUCAAGUGCUCGCCCGUCAUGGAGCAGUUCAACUUCAAGUGGCCCGACUCGCUGGACUGCAGCAAACUCCCCAACAAGAACGACCCCAACUACCUGUGCAUGGAGGCGCCCAACAACGGCUCGGACGAGCCCACGCGGGGCUCGGGCAUGUUCCCGCCGCUCUUUCGGCCGCAGCGGCCGCACGGCGCGCAGGAGCAGCAGCCGAAGGACGGCGGGCCGGGGCGCAGCGGCUGCGACAACCCGGGCAAGUUCCACCACGUGGAGAAGAGCGCGUCGUGCGCGCCGCUCUGCACGCCCGGCGUGGACGUGUACUGGAGCCGCGACGACAAGCGCUUCGCCGUGGUCUGGCUGGCCAUCUGGUCGGUGCUGUGCUGCUUCUCCAGCGCCUUCACCGUGCUCACCUUCCUCAUCGACCCGGCCCGCUUCCGGUACCCCGAGCGCCCCAUCAUCUUCCUCUCCAUGUGCUACUGCGUCUACUCCGUGGGCUACAUCAUCCGCCUCUUCGCGGGCGCCGAGAGCAUCGCGUGCGACCGGGACAGCGGGCAGCUGUACGUGAUCCAGGAGGGGCUGGAGAGCACGGGCUGCACCCUGGUCUUCCUCGUCCUCUACUACUUCGGCAUGGCCAGCUCGCUGUGGUGGGUGGUCCUCACGCUCACCUGGUUCCUGGCCGCGGGCAAGAAGUGGGGCCACGAGGCCAUCGAAGCCAACAGCAGCUACUUCCACCUGGCCGCCUGGGCCAUCCCCGCGGUGAAGACCAUCCUCAUCCUCGUGCUGCGCCGGGUGGCGGGCGACGAGCUCACCGGCGUGUGCUACGUGGGCAGCAUGGACGUGAACGCGCUCACGGGCUUCGUGCUGGUGCCGCUGGCCUGCUACCUCACCAUCGGCACCUCCUUCCUGCUGUCGGGCUUCGUGGCCCUCUUCCACAUCCGCAGGGUGAUGAAGACGGGCGGGGAGAACACGGACAAGCUGGAGCGGCUCAUGGUGAGGAUCGGGGUCUUCUCCGUGCUCUACACGGUGCCCGCCACCUGCGUCAUCGCCUGCUACUUCUACGAGCGCCUCAACAUGGACUACUGGAAGGUCCUGGCGGGGCAGCACAAGUGCAGAAUGAACAACCAGACCAAGAGCCCGGACUGCCUCCUGGCCGCCUCCAUCCCCGCCGUCGAGAUCUUCAUGGUGAAGAUCUUCAUGCUGCUGGUCGUGGGCAUCACCAGCGGCGUGUGGAUCUGGACCGGCAAGACCCUGCAGUCCUGGCAGGGCGUCUGCAGCCGCAGGCUGAAGAAGGGCCGGAGGAAACCGGCCAGCGUGCUCACCGGAGGCGGCGGUGGGAUUUACAAAAAAGCCCAGCAUCCCCCCAAACCUCACCUGGGGAAGUUUGAGAUCCCCGCCCAGCCCCCCACCUGCGUGUGAGCAGGCCGGGAGGGGAGGGCCUGCCCCACCCCGGGGGCAGCGGGGGACUGAAAU
This is a messenger RNA of Microcebus murinus (gray mouse lemur), 1893 nucleotides long. RefSeq names its product frizzled class receptor 10 (gene FZD10). Gene Ontology annotation, molecular function: transmembrane signaling receptor activity; Wnt-protein binding. Gene Ontology annotation, biological process: non-canonical Wnt signaling pathway; canonical Wnt signaling pathway. NCBI's taxonomy places the organism in Eukaryota, Metazoa, Chordata, Mammalia, Primates, Cheirogaleidae. Gene Ontology annotation, cellular component: membrane. The record is from RefSeq and is a predicted model, not a curated record.